Sesamum indicum (sesame) is the source of this 2921-nucleotide messenger RNA. Its product is annotated as serine/threonine protein phosphatase 2A 57 kDa regulatory subunit B' kappa isoform. NCBI's taxonomy places the organism in Eukaryota, Viridiplantae, Streptophyta, Magnoliopsida, Lamiales, Pedaliaceae. Gene Ontology annotation, biological process: signal transduction. The record is from RefSeq and is a predicted model, not a curated record. Gene Ontology annotation, molecular function: protein phosphatase regulator activity. Gene Ontology annotation, cellular component: protein phosphatase type 2A complex.
AAAUGGAAGAGGCCAAAAAUAUCAUAUCAUGGAUCUGCACUCUGUACCACAGUGGAAAAGUGCAGUGAUCAUUUCUUUUCUUUUCUCUUUUCAUUAAUGGGAAGAAAGAAACAAACACAACUACUCAAUUGAAAUCAUUUAGUUGAUGCCUCUGUUUUUCAAGAAUCCACUCAUCAAUGGCAAGUGUGUAGGUUUAAGCCUUGGCACUCACACACAGGGAGAGCUCUUUCUCUCUCUCAAAGUGUGUGUUCAUGUCCGCAUACGUUAUGUGUAUGUGUAACUGAAGAUCCAACUUUUUCCCCUGUAAUCUGCAUGUGUGUCUGUUUUUUUCCCCUUCUUCUCUCUCUCUCUCUCUGGCUCUAUUUGAGGAAUCCUAGGUUUAUUUAUUUCUACAACCCUUCAGCCAUUUUGAACCAUUUUUUCAGUUUCUCUCUUGAACACACAGAAACACACACCAUUGGAUGUAGUAAGUCGGUGUACAUAUGUAUGUCUGUGCAAAUAAGUAAUCAAAUUUUGUUUUUUGGUGUGUGUUUAUUUUGUGAAUUAUGGGUUCUGAAAUGGUGGGGUGUGUGUGGAUUUCUGCUUGAUUUUAACUGAGAUGUGAGGCAUGCAUUGCUGAGUUUUAGGGUUUCCUUGCAUCUUUACUGAUCUUUUGUUCAGAACUCGUUCAAAGAUCUCAUCUUUGUGUAAUUUAUGUGAUAAUCUGUAGAGCAUUUUUCAAUCAAGAACUGUUUUUUUCUUUUUUUUUGUCAGAUCCCCAAUUUUUUCAUCCUUGCAUUGCUUCUCUCCGUUAAGUCCUCAUCCAUUCCCUUUACUCCAAAAUGCCUUUAAUUUGAAAACCCUAAAGUGACAGUCUUCUUUGACGAUUUUCCAUCCAUUGAGAGAACAAAAUUUGAAAACCCAGAAUGUGGAAGCAAAUUCUUGGUAAACUCCCUCGGAAAUCCCAGAAACCGGAUCAAGAUUCUACAAGAAACCCUAGUUUGGGCCCUAACUCAUCGUCCCCAGGUUCAAGUCGGGUAAAUGCUAGCAGUCCUGCCGCCAAACGAGCUUCAGCUGCAGUCUUUCCUGCUUCUGUGAUUGCAGGAAUUGAGCCGUUGCUUGCAUUCAAGGAUGUUCCCAGUUCAGAAAAAAUGAAUCUUUUCAUUAGUAAGUUGAGUCUUUGCUGCGUAGUGUUUGAUUUCACGGAUCCUGCAAAGAAUAUUCAAGAAAAGGAGCUUAAAAGAGCAACCUUGCUAGAGCUUCUUGAUUUCGUAUCUCAGAACCCCCCGAAAUUCUCAGAGCCUGCGAUUUUAGCAUCUUGCAAAAUGUGCUCCAUUAACUUGUUUCGUGUUUUCCCACCUAAUUGUCGAUCAAGUAACACAAGUUCAGGUGAAAAUGACAAUGAUGAUGAGCCAACAUUUGAUCCAGCAUGGUCGCACUUACAAAUAGUGUAUGAUUUCUUGCUCAAGUUUGUUACUUCUGCUGCUUUGGAAGCAAAGGUUGCGAAGAAGUAUAUAAACCACUCAUUUAUUAUGAGAAUCAUUGACUUGUUUGAUACGGAGGAUCCCAGGGAAAGGGACUGCCUGAAGGCAAUUCUGCAUAGGAUAUAUGGGAAAUUUAUGGUUCACCGGCCAUUCAUAAGGAAGUGCAUAAGCAAUGUGUUUUACAGAUUUGUAUUUGAGACGGAGAAGCAUAAUGGGAUUGCGGAGUUGUUGGAGAUUUUUGGGAGUGUGAUCACAGGAUUUGCUUUGCCUCUAAAAGAGGAGCAUAAGAUAUUUCUUUCGAGGGCACUGAUUCCGCUUCACAAGCCAAAGUCACUGGGGAUUUACUUUCAGCAGCUGUCAUAUUGUGUGACUCAGUUUAUUGAGAAGGACCCAAAGCUCGCCAGCAGCGUGAUUCAAGGGCUGUUGAAAUAUUGGCCAAUUACAAAUAGCCAGAAGGAGGUGAUGUUUUUGGGUGAGUUGGAGGAGAUUCUGGAAGUAAUUAACGUGGCUGAGUUUCAAAAGGUCAUGGUUCCGUUAUUCUGGCGACUUGGACAUUGCAUAAAUAGCUACCAUUUUCAGGUAGCUGAAAGGGCUCUUUUCCUGUGGAAUAAUGACCAAGUUGUCAACCUCAUUGCAAAUAACCGGCACGUUUUGCUCCCGAUAAUAUUGCCAGCUCUGGAAGCUAAUGCAGAGAACCACUGGAACCAGGCUGUGCUGAACCUAACUUUAAAUGUGAGAAAGAUGCUCGUAGAAAUGGACGAUGUGCUGGUCAUGGCUUGCAUUUCCAAUUACCAGGAGGAACAACAACGGAAAGACUUAGAGGUCAAAAAGCGGAAGGAAGUUUGGGAACGCUUGGAAAAUGCAGCUAGUCUCCAGCCAAUAGCCGGAAACACUGCUGUUCUAGUAAACCAUUGAGCAGCCAUUGUAUCAUGUGAAGUGCUGUUGGAAUGGUGCUCGUCCUGAAGGCUUUUGUGCAUUGUAUUUACCUUGUUUUUGGUAUUGGGGAACCGGAAUCGGCCACCUGGCCGUGGCUGCAGCCCUUUGGAUGAUAAAAAGGGCAGCCUGUUGUUGUUAGAAAAUCUAAUCUAUUUCUGUUUAAAUAUGUUCUCUUCCCCAGAAAUCGCAUGGGAAGGGUCUCCCUAGGUGAUAGUACAAACUAACAUCUUUUGUUAGUUUUUAUUUUCUUUCUUUUUCUUAAAACUUAAGUAUAAUUGUUAUUGCUCUUGUAUCUUUCUAAGCUGACAGUCUGCGUGUGUGCGUGUGCGUGUGCGUGCACGCCCUUGUCCCUGUGGAAAUUACUAUACCUCUGUCUGUUGUGAACUUUGUAUUGUGGGAUAGGAACAGGAUAGAAAUAUGAUGAGUUGCUAGUGGCUGGUGGAAUAUCUGAUGGACUGCCGCAAAGAUGGCUGAGCUUGUUGCUCUCCUUAUAUUCAAUUUAAGGAUUUCCAGUUAAAAAUA